CAGGUCUCCAGGUGACAAUCAGCAGUCAUUAACCAGUGGAGAAAAGCUUACAAAAUUCUUAAACUGCGAUGGGAAGAAAUUGCCCUUAAUUACACUUUUUUCACAUCUGUGGGUGCUGAACUCAUCUACAGAACACACAAUGGGAGCAACCAUAAAACCGAGAGCAACUUUUCAACACUUAGGUAUUCACUUCCUGCUGACUGCAACACUACUUGGAGUUACUGGUGGACAAAUUUCACCAAGAAUAGACAGUGUGUUUCCUUCAUAUGGAAGCUUGAACGGUGCAACAAAGUUAACAAUUCUUGGACAAGGAUUUUCUGAUGCUAACCAGUUUGAUUUUGGCGCUGGUACUGAGUACCUUGGUAACAGUGUACAGCUAGUGUCUGGCAGCAGAUCCAUUCCAUGUGAUGUAGAAAAGGAUUCCAGUCAUUCAGAUAUAAUCAUCUGCUAUACCAGGCCUAUGCCAGAGGACACCUACACUGUUAGAGUUUCUGUAGACAGUGUGCCCAUUCCUUCCAGCAGUACUUGCAAUGGCUAUUUAUCAUCAUGUAGUUUCUAUCCAAGAUCUUACUAUACUCCAACCAUUAACAGCGUCACCCCUUUGUCAGGCCCACCAGGCACAUUGCUUACUAUGAAAGGCAGGAUUGUAACUGAUGUCUAUGGCAGCAACACAGCACUCAGCUCCACUGGCCUCAAUGUUAGAGUUUUAAGAGCAUAUGCAGGAGGAAUGCCUUGCCAACUUCUGAUUCCAGACUCUGAUACUCUGUAUGGUUUAACACAAGAUACAAUGAUCUGUAAAAUGACAGGGACGUAUGUAGGCCACUACAAUAUAAGCUACAUCUUGGACAGUAAUUAUGGAAGGAGCAUGCCAAAUAUUGCCACUUACUUUGUUUCGUCUCUAAAUAAAAUAUACAUGUUUCAGACAUAUGCAGAUAUCACUGGUGUUACACCUUUAGUAGGAAGUAUUCAUGGUGGUACCAUUCUGACAAUUACAGGUGACUUAUUUGAUCAGACAGAUGCUCCAGCUACAGUUCUAAUAGGAGGACAAAAUUGUGCAGUUUUGAAUUUAACAAAUAAUGAAAUAAUCUGUGAGACUGCAGCCAAGCCCAAAGAUUUACCACUGUUAUUUCCAGGCAGCAGAGGAAUAAAGGUUGAGAUGUGGAAAAAUCAAAAUCCCAGUUCACUUGAUGCUGUAUUACUAUACAAUUCCAGCACUUCUGGAUAUCAAGAAGCCACAUGGGUUGAUGCUGCUUCAUACAGCUGGCCUAAUAGCCUGAAUUACUUUGUUGCUCGCCUUAGUGGCUUUUUUGUUCCACCAGAAACUGACAACUAUACAUUCUUCAUUCGUGGGGAUGAUCGCUCUGCUCUCUACUUUAGUGAGACUGGACAUCCAAGGGACAAGGUUAAGAUUGCAUACUGUGACUGGGCCAGCAACAGCUAUUACAACAUUUAUACUCAACAAUCAAAAGUUUUUCUGCUCCAGAAAGGCAAACCAUAUUACUUGGAAAUACUGCUUCAGCAGUACACGUUUACAGCAUUUGUUGAUGUUGCAGUGUUCAAGUAUAUCACACCUUAUUCUAGUCAGCAGAUAUCAACUGUUGUACAGGAAAUACAGGCUCUGCAGUCACAGAUGUCUCUUUUGCCAGAAAUACAGGUUAUCACAUUGGAAAACUGGACGACUGGUCCUGCUGUGAAGGAAGUUCAGCAGAUAACUGUUACAUGUUUGGAUGGGGCCGACUGCAUAUUGUAUUCCUAUAAGCUGAGUUACCAAGAUGAACAAACUGAUUUUCUCACUGCUAAUGCCACAGCAGUUGAAGUUGAAUCAGCUUUAAAUGUGCUCCUGUUCAUAAAACCAGAUACAGUUUCUGUAACCAGAGAAGAAUUCAAAGAUGGCUAUGUGUAUAAUGUCACUUUUAAUUCAGAGAGAGGGGGAUUUGACAUUCUUCAAGCUGAAAUUGAUGGAGAAAAUUUCACAGUUGCCAUUGAAAAACUAACAGAACAGCCUUACAUGAAGACAUUUACUUUGUCAUGGGAUGGAGUGGACUCUCUGCCUAUACCAUCAUAUGCAAAUGCAACUCAGGUCAAAGCUGCACUUGUUGACAUGCUCAGUGCUAAAUGUCCAGAAGAAUUUGUGAAUCAAAACCAAGCAUCUGGUGUGAUAUAUUUCCAGGAUUACGAAUCACCUGUCACAUGGGGAUCUUCAUCAUAUCGAGGAGAAUUUGAGACAGAUGCUUUUUGUGGGCGAUAUUCUUUAAAAAAUCCAUAUAUUCUUUUUAGUAGCACUGAUAUUCCUAGAGAAAUAUUACUGUCAACCUACAGUCAGUUUUGCUACGCAUACAAAGGAUAUCCAUGGAUCACAUUUUACAUCACUGUACAGUAUCAAGACAUAAACUUCAUAUUGUAUACUACAACUGUCGCCUACAGCAAACAGUUUCCUGAAGGAAAUGACAUUAGGUGGAUUAUCUGGAACAGCAAGUCCUUGCCAUGUCAACAUAUUUGCUUCAUCAAUAUUACGGAAGUUCUUUAUGCCACAUUCAUGGAUUUCCUGAAGCUCCUUCAUCAGCCUCCUGCUGGCCGCCAUCUUGAUCUGCAGAACUCCCAGCAUACUCAGCGGCCAACAAGGCGGCUAAAGCUGCUGCACUUCCUGGCUUUCAUAAUUUGCACCUGUGUCUGUCUGUACAUUCUAGGUAUAAACCUGAGAAGACCUGGUGCGCUGGCAAACAGAGGCAUUUUUAUCAGACAGCUUGAUGUGCAGCAAAGGACAACGGCAGCAAACUCAUCCCUUCCAAACCAGUAUGAAAUAACUAUGUCUACUUACAACUGUGGCUGCAACAUCCCACUGUUGGCUGUGGAGUUUACACAGGUUUUCUCUAACAGUACACAAAAUGAAGCAGUGUACAGGAACAAUAACUGGCCAAAGGAAACCCAAAUCCGGGUACAGAGGACGCAGGCAGCAUCACCUCCAAUUGGAGGCACAUUUGAUAUUUCUGCAUAUGGAAACACAAUAGACGGCCUGGAAUCAGAUAUUUCUGCCACUGAUUUACAGUAUGCACUGCAGUCUAUCCCAGACAUAGGGCAAGUGUCUGUGUCAAGAAGUGGAAGCUGUUCUGGCUAUUACUGGACUAUCAACUGGGUCAGCAAAGGUGGCAACCAACCUUUACUGCAGGUGAAUGAUUCUAAAAUUACUGGUGUCAAUGCUAAGCUGACUGCUUCAGUGGUAAGAGAAGGUGGGAUACUGUACAGUCCAAUUAUGGGAGACAUGCUGCGAACUCCAAACCCAGCACCUCAGGUGGAAGUUUUUAUCAAUCGUCUACCAUCUAUUUGCUCUGGCAACUGCACUUAUAAGUGGGACCCAAGUGCUACUCCAGUUAUUUCAUCUAUUAAUCCAACAACAGGGUCUUAUGCAGAUGGUACAGUUUUGACAAUUUCUGGGUCAGGAUUCAUCAUAAAUUCUGUCAACGAAACAAUUUCAGUGAUCGUUGGCUCUACUGACUGCCCAGUUAUUUCUGCCACAGUGAACCAAAUCACCUGCCAAGUUGGGAACAGUAGUGCAGGCCCUGGCACUGUCACUAUCAAUAUUCCUCAUCUUGGCUGGUCAGAAAGGACUGCAAUUGCCACAUUUAACUUCACCUACCAGAUGAACAUCACUGGCAUGUCACCUUUAUCUGGAAGUCUUACAGGUGGAACUCUGUUAACGAUAACAGGUUAUGGCUUUAGUCAAUCCUCUGAAGUGUUGGUUGGAAAUAAGAGCUGUGCUAUUAUCCAAGUAAAUAUGAAUGAAAUAGACUGUAUAACCCCAGAAGCCUCCUCUGGAUUCACUGACGUUGUUGUACUCACCAAUGGACUAAAUGCUACUGCUCCAUCACAUUUCAGUUACGAUGACGCACUGACUCCUACAAUAACUAUGAUAGCUCCAAAUGCAAGCACUGUGAUAGGUAACACAAGCCUUAUAAUCAGUGGUCUCCACUUCCAGACUUUUGCAGCAGGCAGUACAGUGUAUAUUGGGAACAAUGAAUGUCAAAUCCAAUUCUGGAAUUCUACAUACAUCAUGUGCUUGUUGCCAAAAUUGCCUCCCAGGGUAUAUAGCAUCAAGGUCAGAGUUGGAAUGUGGGGUUAUGCAGCUGUAAGUUCCUCUCUCAGUGCAUCCAUUGAGUACAUUUUAGAAGUAACAGAUGUGCAUCCUGCACAGGGGUCCCUGUAUGGAGGAACCAGUAUAACUCUCUCAGGUUCUGGAUUUGUCCCCGGUGAUGUAAACACCGCAGUGUUUCUGGGGUCCAUGCCAUGUGAUAUCACCUCAGUUUUGGAAGAUGAAGUGACAUGCAUCACACGACAAAAUAACAACAAUUACCUUGUGACCAACAAUGGCAAACAUCCAACUUAUGGAACAGGGUAUGCCUGGAGCCCCUCUUCUCUGAAUGUCCUCGUUGGAGACACUGUUGUGUGGGUUUGGCAAGCCCCACAAUUUGUGACAGGAGUGGGAUACAGAGUGUUUAGUGUUUCUAAUCCAGGAGAUGUCGAUUAUAAUGGCAAUGGUUUUAACAGUGGAAGCAAGACUGACAGUGGUACCUUCUCCUACCAGUUCACGUCUCCUGGUGCGUACUACUACAGCAGUGGAUAUGUUGAUAACUCAAAUAAUAUUCUCAUGCAGGGAGUUGUGCUUGUCGCCCCAGUUCAAGACAGCAUGUUGAAACUAAAUGUUUUAGUGGAUGGAAUAGAGGCAAACUACAUUCAAGGAAUACAACGUAAUCAGAGAUCCAUAGAUAAUUGCUUGGCAGCUGUUCCUGACUGCUCUCAGACUCCCAGUACUACUUUUAAUGAAAGUGGACUAUUCUUUCAAAUUUCCAGCUGUUACUCCCCCACCAUUACAAACAUUAGUCUAUCCAGUGGAACAGUACAUGAUGAAAUAACCAUCUCUGGAACUGGCUUCAGCAAUACAACUUGUGCUAAUGAGGUAACAAUAGGAGGGUAUCCUUGUAUAGUAAAUCAAAGCACAGAUGUUUCAAUUACCUGCAAGGUAGACCCUCAAGAUAUGAUGAAAAUUGGAAUUGCAGAAUUAGUUUCAGUAACUGUCCAUAACCUGGGUGCUGCUGUUAAUACUCUAACAAAUGAGUUUGCUCGAAGGUUUGUUCUGCUCCCUAGCAUUGAUUAUAUUGAUCCAGCUGUUGGCUCUACUACUGGAAUGACUUCAGUGAACAUAUAUGGAUCUGGAUUUGUGGGCAAUAUCAGUGACAUAAGCAUUAAUAUAGCCGGUAUUCUGUGCAGUGUGGUCUCAGUUAAUUACACACAUAUCCAGUGUAAAACUAUGGUUUCCACCUCUGAACGUCGUGAUCCAGUCAUGGUUUUAGUACAGAAUAUUCCUGCAAAGUGCCUUGGAUCUUGCAACUUCUGGUAUUCUAACAGCAUUAUUCCUUCUGUAGAGACUGUUUUUCCUAGCACUUUAAGCAGUUUAUCAACAGAAGUUCACAUAACUGGAACUGGAUUUGGGAAUGACAGUUAUAAUGUAAUCAUUGCUGUAGGGGACUGGAUUUUCUACCCCAGUGAUAUCACAGAUAACAACAUUACCUGCAUGGUAGGGCCAGUGCCUGCAGGCACUUAUCAUCUCAGAGUUGUUGUAAAGAAUAAAGGCUUGGCAUUAGGAGCUCAGACCAUUACUAGCCUUGCCGUAGCUUCACUGCAGCCAUCCUCUGGAAGUAUCAAUGGUGGCACAACCUUACUUAUCACUGGGAAUGGAUUUUUACAAGGCUUUACUUAUGUGACUAUUGGCACUACUCCAUGUCUGCUUACCUCUGUUACACCUGGCGAAAUUCAUUGUAUCACACCAGCUGGGCCUGAAGGACCCAAAGAUGUAGUGAUCUCUGUCAAUACUGUCAGCUAUCCAGUUCUGACAUUCACACGCCUACCAGCUAUGACACCCAAUGUCACACAUGUGACUCCUACAUCAGGACCACCUGGAACAGAAAUUGCAAUAAAUGGAUCUGGAUUUGGCACAAAUAUUUCAGAAAUCCUGGUAACGAUUGGUGGUGUGCCAUGCAAUGUGACAAUGGUCAGUGACAACCUUGUGAACUGUGUUGUAGGAAAUCAUGCUGGUGGCUUAUUUGGCGUGGCAAUUUUCCAUACUGUAAAGGGGUAUGCUACAUCAACAGCAAACUUUAUGUAUGAGCUACGAAUUGAAACUGUCGCGCCAAAUGAAGGCAGCUUUGGUGGAGGUGCAGUUUUAACAGUGACAGGUGCUGGGUUUGAUCCACAGCUCACAGCAGUAUCUGUCUGCAAUGCAUCAUGUGUAGUGGACAUGCUGUCAUCAACCUCAGAAGUUCUCUACUGUGAAGUACCUUUCAACAAUGGUACAAAUAACAUUCAGGUUUGCAGCGUCACAGCUACAAAUGGAAAUAAUACAGUUCAGCAUACAGAUGCCUUCACCUAUAAAUCAACUCUGACUCCCAUAAUUACUGAUGUGCACCCACGGAGGGGAGGAACUGCAGGUGGUACUUCACUCACUGUCACAGGAUCAGGAUUCAGUACACAGAUUGAGGAAGUAAUGGUCACUAUUGCAGGAACUCCAUGCAAUGUCACUUUCACAAAUAGUACAAAUGUUAUCUGUAUCACCAAUUCUCAUUCUCCAUCAGAGCAAACUAAAGUGAAGGUUAAUAUUGGACACAAAGGAAUUGCCAAACUGGACAAUGCAGAUUUCUUUUACAUUGACGUCUGGUCAUCCAUAUACACCUGGGGAGGGUUGCCUCCACCUGAUGAAGGUUCCUUUGCAGUCAUCACAGAAGGACAAACAAUCUUGUUAGAUCAAAGCACUCCUGUUCUGAAGAUGCUUCUUAUUCAAGGAGGAAAACUGGUCUUUGAUGAAGCAGACAUAGAACUACAGGCUGAGAAUAUUCUCAUUGCAAAUGGAGGUAUCCUACAGAUCGGAACUGAAGCUGCUCCAUUUCAGCACAAGGCAAUUAUUACACUCCAUGGGCACCUUCGGUCUGUCGAACUUCCAAUUUAUGGUGCAAAGACAUUGGCUGUGCGUGAAGGUGUGCUAGAUCUUCAUGGCAUGCCUGUUCCAGUGGUUUGGACAAGACUGGCUGUGACAGCUUUGAAAGGAUCUUCUACUUUGGUUUUAAUGCAGUCAGUGACAUGGAAGGCUGGAGAUGAAAUUGCAAUAGCCUCAACAGGAAACAGACUAAGUCAAUCACAGAAUGAAAAGAGAACAAUUGCAAAUGUAUCUGCAGAUGGCAAAACCUUAAGUCUCACUGAACCCUUAAACUACACACAUACAGCUGUAUCUGUCCCACUGCCUGAUGGCACUGUGUUUGAAGGCAGGGCUGAGGUUGGCCUCCUAACAAGAAACAUUCUGAUACGAGGCUCUACUAAUGUAGAAUGGAGUGACACAAUAUCAGCCUGCCCAGAAGGAUUUGAUCCAGGUGAAUUUGCAGUUCAGACCUGCUUUCAAGGAAGAUUCGGUGAAGAAAUUGGAAGUGAUCAGUUUGGUGGAUGCAUCAUGUUCCAUGCACCAACUCCUAAUCAAAAUCUUGCUAUUGGUAGAAUAGAAUACGUUGAGAUCUUUCAUGCUGGACAAGCAUUCAGACUGGGCCGUUAUCCAAUACAUUGGCACUUGAUGGGAGAUGUGAAUUUUAAGUCGUAUGUGAAAGGCUGUGCAAUUCAUCAAACGUACAACAGAGCGGUCACUAUACAUAACACACACCAUCUUCUGGUUGAAAACAAUAUUAUUUAUGAUAUUAUGGGAGGAGCCUUUUUCAUUGAAGAUGGGAUAGAGCAUGGCAACAUUCUGCAGUACAAUUUGGCCAUAUUCGUAAAGCAAAGCACCAGCCUCUUGAAUGAUGAUAUAACACCAGCAGGCUUCUGGGUAACCAACCCAAAUAACACUAUACGCCAUAAUGCAGUUGCUGGAGGCACUCACUUUGGUUUUUGGUAUCGAAUGCAUAAUAACCCUGAUGGGCCUUCCUACGAUCCAAAUAUCUGUCAAAAGCGAGUGCCUCUUGGAGAAUUCUAUAACAACACCGUCCAUUCUCAAGGCUGGUUUGGUAUCUGGAUUUUUGAAGAAUACUAUCCUAUGCGGAAAGGAUCCUGCUAUUCCAGUGACCCAGAACCUGCAAAAUUUAAAUCAUUGACAACCUGGAACAGUCAAAAAGGAGCUGAAUGGGUGAAUGGUGGUGCUCUACAAUUUCAUAAUUUUGUAGUGGUGAACAACGAACUGGCAGGUAUAGAAAUGAAGAGAGUAGUGCCAGAAUAUGUUGGAGGCUGGGGAGAUACAAAAGGUGCUGUCAUUUAUAAUGCUGUAGUAGUAGGCCACAUUGACGAACUUGCACUUGGAUCAAACUUUUGUACCAACAAGGGAAUAGUUCUUCCCUUUAAUGAAGGACUAACAGUGUCAAAUGUCACCUUUAUAAAUUUUGACCGUCCCAGCUGUGCAGCAGUUGGGGUGACAUCUAUCACUGGCACUUGCUCGGAUCGGUGUGGGGGAUGGAGUGCUAAGUUUAGUGGAGUCAGAUACUUCAAUACUGCCAACAAAGCUGGAUUCAGAUGGGAGCAUGAAGUUGUCCUGAUCGACACAGAUGGGUCAUUAUCAGGUAAUGUUGGUAAUAAAGUGAUUCCAACCAGCCAGCUACUUGAUACUGACCACUGCAAGCAAGAUGCCAAUUGGAGUGUUGGUUUUCCAGGGUCUGUCUGUGAUAACACAACAAGUUUCCAUCGUCUAGCCUUCAAUAAUCCUUCACCAUCCUCACUAUUUGGAAAGAAUGUAAUAUUAACAAAUUCUCAUGGUAGCAGUGUUGUUCCUUACCUGCCAAAGCGUCUUACUCAUAAACCUGGAUGGAUGGCUCUGAUUCCAAAUGCAGACACAUUUAACUGGUAUUUCCAGAAUGCAGCCUACAUGGCAAACAUCUCUUACUUUGCUACAUUCUAUGGAUUUAAGGUGAAUGAUUAUGUAAUUAUCUCACACAAUCUUACUCAGAAACCUGAUAAGUUCCAGAUCAUAGAUGCCCGAAAUGGCUCAAAUCAAUCUCUCAGCUGGGAUAAUAACUACAAUGGAGACUGGUACUUUAAUGACAACACAACAACUGUAUACUACUUAGUAUCUGGGAAAGUAAACAGCAAACGUCGACGUCGAGAGGCAAGAAGCCUGGACCCUACAAUGAGAGAUGUUAAUGUUUACUAUCACACUUAUGCAUGCUUUUAUGAAAAUUGCAAUCCCCCACUUCCACCCACAUUUCCUCCACUCUCCAGCAGCAAUAAAACGAAUCGGUCUGAUACAGCCUUCUGGGAGGUAAAGAAUUCAUCUGAUACAUCCUUCUGGGAGGUAAGGAAUUGGUCUGAUACAUCCUUCUGGGAGUCUUCAGCUCUAAACAACUACACAGUUCCCAGAGCAGGAUCAACAGUGAACAUUCCACCAGGUGUGUGGCUCUUAGCAGAUGUAGUUAUUCCUCCACUGAACAAACUCAUCAUUUAUGGGGCUUUAGAAUUGUUAUCUAUCAUCUCCACUGGAAGAGCAGAUCGAAGCUUUUCUCCAUACCAGACAGUGGUGCUGAAUGCAACUUACAUAUCAAUACAGGGUGGCAGACUGAUUGCUGGUACAGAAGAUUCACCCUUCAGAGGAGAACUACAGAUUAUUCUGAGAGGAAACCAUUUUACUCCAGAAUGGCCUUUGCCAAAUGGGCCCAACCAAGGAUCAAAAGUAUUAGGUGUAUUUGGAGAUUUGGAUCUUCAUGGACUCCCACAUACAGUGUACAAAACUAAGCUCAGAAGUACAGCAGUGGCAGGUUCUACAAGCAUUUCUCUGGUGAAUCCUGUAGACUGGAAGGUUGGAGAUGACAUACUGAUUACAACUACCAGCUAUAGUUCCUGGCAAUCUGAAGUAAGAACCAUUGCUAAUAUUUCUGAAGAUGGAUUACAUUUGGUCUUAAACGAAUCCUUGUCUUAUACUCAUAUUGCUGAAACUUAUCAAGUGCCAGAAACUGGACAGAACUACACACUUGCAGCGGAUGUGGGACUUCUAACCAGAAACAUUAAAAUCAUUGGAGAGGAUUACCCACAGCUGAUAGAAGAAUCUUUUGGGGCACGUGUUCUGGUCAGCACAUUCCAGUACAAUGGUGCUCAACUCAGAGCAGCCUUCAGAGAAUUUUUCCUCGGGAAGAUAACAAAUGCUGGCAGCAUGAAUGGAAAGAAAGAGACUUCACAGAAUGGGUCAUACGUUCAAGGCUGCUCUUUCCAUCAUGGCUUUUCUCCAGCAAUAGGCGUAUUUGACACAAAUGGACUGGACAUUGACGACAACAUCAUAUACUUUACUGUUGGUGAAGGCAUCAUUAUAUCAGGAAGUGGGAACAGAGCACGUGGAAAUCUGGUGGUUUUGGCAGUCUGGCCUGGAACAUAUAAUGGAAGAUUAGAGAAAAACAAUCCCCUCUGGCAUGCUGCAAUUGAGGUGAGAGAUGCCGAGAAUGUUGUGCUUCAGAACAAUGUAGUAGCUGGGUUUGAACGAGCUGGUUAUCAAAUCGAUGGAGAGCCAUGCCCUGGUCAAUAUAAUCCAGUAGAAGACUGGUAUAACAACGAAGCCCAUUCAGGGUUGUAUGGAAUCUACAUGAACCAAGAUGGCCUUCCUACAUGUUCACAUAUUCAAGGAUUUACUCUCUGGAAAUGUUGGGAUUAUGGUAUCUAUUUUCAGGUAAUGUCAAGCGUGAAGAUUUCAAACGUAACCCUGGCUGACAAUGGAAUGGGAAUUUUCUCAAUUGUAUACACACCUACUUCUCUUUCACAUGAAACUUCCAACAAAACAAUUGCCAUUAAGAAUGCAUUGCUUGUUGGAAGUAGCCCUGACUUCAACUGCUCAGAUAUUGUCACAAACAGUGAUAAUAAUAUUGCACUCAGCAAUCAGCAUCGAAGCACCAGACCUCCCAAAGGUGGAAGAAGUGGAAUAUGCUGGCCAACAUUUGCUUCUGGUCACAACUUGGCACCAGGACAUCCCAAUGCUGGACUUAUGACAUACCCUGCAAUCAGUGGCCUAAUGACAGUGCAAAACUCUGUAUUUGUGGGAUACAGAAAUAUUUGUUCCAGUGAGACAAAUGUAAUGUUUAUGACAAAUCCUGCAAAUGACGAUCUUCAGCACCCAAUACAUGUUGACACACUCCAAGUUAUCAACAGUGCAGAAAAAGCAAAAGUCUUUAUACAUAGACCUGAUCUGAGCAAAGUGAAUCCUUCAGAUUGUGUAGACAUGGAAUGUGAUGGUAAAAAGAAGAAUAUAAUCAAAGAUUUGGAUGGGUCUUUCCUUGGAAAAGUUGGUACUGUCAUACCUCAAGCAGAGUACCAGUGGGAUGGAGAUAAACGUUAUGGAAUUGGAGAUUAUCGAAUUCCCAAACUUUUGCUAACUCGCUUAAAUGGUAGCCGUAUUCCAGUAGCAGAAAUUGCACCAUAUAAAGGAAUACUCCGGGACUCCAGCUGUACAUAUAUAUCAGAGUGGGAGGCCUACAAAUGCUUUUCACUGAAUUAUGAUAUGCUUGUUAUUGAAAGUUUGGAUUCUGACACCGAGACACGAAGGUUAUCUCCCGUUGCUUUGCUUGCUGGUGGAUAUAUUGACCUCCUAAAUGGGCCACAGGAUCAUGGCUGGUGUAAUGGAUAUACGUGCCAGAAGAGAGUCUCUCUGUUCCAUGGAAUUGUAGCAAUGAACCAAUCAUACCAGCUUUUCUUCACCAGUACCACUCCCCAGAACCUACGAUUAAUGCUGCUGAAUGCUAAAGACGAUGAAGUAAGAAAAACAAUGUUAUUUGCAUAUGUUUUACAAUAA
This is a messenger RNA of Protopterus annectens (West African lungfish), 11782 nucleotides long. RefSeq names its product PKHD1 like 1 (gene PKHD1L1). The transcript has 74 exons. The record is from RefSeq and is a predicted model, not a curated record. Lineage: Eukaryota; Metazoa; Chordata; Ceratodontiformes; Protopteridae. Bases 140 to 11782 code for a protein of 3880 amino acids.